AGUGUUCUGCGGUUAUCUCCCUCCAGAGGACAGCCUCCGAAAUCCAAGUGCAUAUGCUAACAUCGACCAGCCACGAGAUGGCAGCAUAAGACCGCUGACCUUCAGCUAAAUCCGGGGACCCCACCUACUUUCGGUUUUGUUUCAAACUGGCUUCCUCUACAGUUUGUGCUCGCUUGGCCUCUGAGGCGUUUCCUCAAAUAUUUUCAAAAAAAUCUAGAAUUACACAUGAAAGUGUAUUUUGAAUGAAAAAUGUAUCCUCUUAAAUACCUGACGACCGUCAUCUGCACUUUGUUCAUCACCAUCGGAGCUGCUUCUGGUCAAGAAGUGAAAGUUUUUGGUGCACUUGGUGGUAGAGUGUCUUUUGGUCCUACCAGCUUAAAUCCAACUGUCAGUAGCAUUAUAUGGAAACACAGAAGCAGCACUGGACCUGUUGUAAAAGCGAUUGAAUGGGAUACUGACGAUGGUGAAUCGAUCCCGCAUCCGAGAUUCAAAGGCAUCACAUCUCUUAAUAGAAUGACUGGACAAAUCACUAUAACUAAAUUAAAUAUUGAACAUGAAGGACUUUAUACCAUUGACAUCAAUAGUAAAGAACAGGAACAAAAAUACAAAUUGUCCUUUAUGGAUCCGGUCCCCAACCCUGAGAUAAAAACAGAUAGGUCAGAUAAAACGUCUGAUUUUGUGUAUUUAAUCUGCGAGUACAGUGAAACGAUCAUCUGGAAUAAUUCUGCUGGAGAAAUACUGGAUGUAAAAGAUCACCUUCCGAAAGGAAAGUUCAUCACAGUUCAUAAAAAUGGACAUCCAGACGACUACUACACAUGCACACUCAAGAAUGAAGUGAGUGAGAAAACCAGUGAUAAGGUCUUUAGGAGAGAUCUGUUUGAAGAGGGUGGAUCUGUGUGGAUAGCUCCCAUCAUCAUCCUAAUCUUGAUACUGGCUCUCUUUAUUGUUUUUGUUCUCCUGUAUAAGGUCUGGGAAAAGUUUCGUAAAAAUGUUAACAAAAAAUUCAAAGGCAAACCAUGUAUAGGAGGGUUUUUGGACUGUCUCGGUGGAAAUAAAGAUAGUAUGUCAUUUUUUCAUUCACGUUUUUAACAUUUUCUCUAAAUAAUUUUUAAAUAUUAUAU
Messenger RNA from Carassius carassius (crucian carp), 1121 nucleotides. RefSeq lists its product as uncharacterized. The coding region runs from base 250 to 1089 and encodes 279 amino acids. The transcript is spliced from 6 exons. Lineage: Eukaryota; Metazoa; Chordata; Actinopteri; Cypriniformes; Cyprinidae. The record is from RefSeq and is a predicted model, not a curated record.